GUGACCCCCCCACCCAGUCCCCAACCCAGUCCCCAACCCAGUCUACCCAGCAGCCCCCGCCCAGCCCGCUGCCAGGCAGCUCAGCUCAGAGAGCCGCUGGCCACGUUUCAACACACCGCUCUGUGUGUACAGAGGGACGGACGGUGGGAGUAACCGAGGAGCACCGAGCACCGAGGGGAAGAGAGGAGACAACCACACGGUGCUGGGACAGACACAUACAGCACCGAGCACCGGCUCCGUCGACAGGCAGCACGACGACAUACACCGAGCUGAAGAGGCAACACACAGCUCCACAGAGGACGUAAAAGAGACAGCUCGCCAUCGAGCACCAGAGACUGACAGUGAUCCUCAGCCAUGAUGCCCCGCUGCAGAGUGAACCUCAGCACCAUGAUUUUCCUGGUGAUCCUGCAGGGGGCAGCAGUGGUGCUGUUCUGCGGCUGGUACGUCCAGCUCAGUCCCUGCGGUUCCGCCCCCUCCAACGGCAAAGUUCACGUUCUGCUGCUGUCGUCGUGGCGAUCGGGCUCGUCCUUUGUGGGUCAGGUGUUCAGUCAGCACCCAUCUGCCUUUUAUCUCAUGGAGCCGGCUUGGCACGUGUGGACCAAACUGCAGAAGCCCGGCGCACGGUCACUCCGAAUGGCUGUAAGGGAUCUAUUACGGAGCGUAUUCCAGUGUGACUUGUCUGUGAUGGAGGCCUACAUGCCAGAUCACCACAAUGUGUCCUCCUUGUUUAUGUGGAGUCACAGUAGAGCACUGUGCUCACCGCCGGCCUGUCCUCUCACGCCACGCAGCCAGUUCAGCAACCAGACUCGGUGCUCAAAGACAUGUGAUGCUGUGGGCCUGCAGGUGGUGGAGGAGGCCUGUGGCACUUACAGUCACGUGGUACUAAAAGAAGUGAGAUUCUUUGAGCUGGAAUCCCUCUACCCACUCUUGCAGGAUCCAAGCCUGGAUAUCCGCAUCAUCCACCUGGUCCGAGACCCUCGGGCUGUGGUGCGGUCUAGAGAGGAGUCGGCCAAAGCCUUCGUGAGUGAUAACGCCGUCGUCUUGGAGCAGAGAAACAUACCAGCGGCCGAGGUGCAGUAUCAAGUCAUGCAGGAGAUCUGCCGUAGCCACGUGCGCAUUAAUGAGAGGGCCAUCGUCAAGCCCCCUCCGUUUCUAAAAGGCCGCUACAAAAUGGUUCGCUAUGAGGACGUUGCACGCAACCCACUUGAGGAGAUAAAUGCCAUGUAUGAGUUUGUAGGUCUGGAGAUGACCAGUCAGUUAGAGGAAUGGAUCUACAGGGUGACUCACGGAAAAGGCAAAGGCACCAAGAAGGAGGCCUUCAAAAUCACUUCACGGAACGCUGCUGAUGUCUCCCAGGCUUGGCGUACCACUCUGCCUCACAACAAGGUCAAACGUAUCCAGGAAGUGUGCAAAGGGGCCAUGUCAUUGCUCGGGUACAGGACGGUUAACAGUGAAAAAGAACAAAAGAGACUUGACAUAGAUCUACUAGUGCCACAGGAACCCUAUCAGUUCAGCUGGUUGCCAGCUAAAACAGAGCAUCCUAGUAAUGGUUAACAUUACAUUCUAGACACCAAGAGACUACAUUGGCCCGAAGUCUAUAUUCUUUACAGGCGUCAUUGGCUGUAUAAGUCUUUAAUGAGUGCUAACAGAGACUGACUCGUCAACUGAGGGAACACUGGCAUGUCGUCCGAGGUAAAAGCAUUGAUUUAUGACGAAUACACACCUCACACUGUCAGUGGAAUGAGAGGAUUACAAUGUGAAAGGACAGCACAGCAGUAUUGUCUGGCAAUACAUUUUGUACAGAGCCAGAGGGGCGGAUGCAAGGGCUACAAUAUACUGUAUUCCAUACAUGUUUAACUAAACUAGAAAACACAUUACCUGAUUCACUUUGCUGACAUUUUUUCCGUAUUGCCUGAAGGCUGGCUCGUGUGUAAAAGAUCAAUUUUGCAGCAAUUAUGCAACUUGGAUUGACUGCACAACCCAGCCCUUACACCUAUUAUCAAAAGAUUUUCCAAUUUGGGUGAAUUUGCGUCACAAUGUAUUUGUUAACCAGUCACAAUCUUAAUUCAGUCGGAAACUAGGGAUGCAAAUGUUGAAUUUUUUCUCCAACCGAUAACCGACCCUCGUUAACUGAUUAUUAACUGACAAGAUUAGUGUAUCGCAUGUAGCGGUGCGCCAGCUGCAGUUUAUGAGCACAACAGACAACUGAGUCAACAGUUCAACCGACUGGGAGAGUUAGCAACCAGGAUGCUGCGCGUAGUGUCCAGGAAACAUGAAGCCACUUUCCCAGUAAGUCUCCACCACAUCAUUUAGUUUAACUGCGAGGUUGUCAGCUGUGUGUCUGCCCGGCGUACCGUAAGCGACCGUGUGUGUGACGGCGGUGAGUGUGGGGUUGGGGUUGGCGUUGGCGUUCUAGAUGUGAACGUAGCUGUAGCAGUGUGUGUACAGUUUAUUUGUCGGUGAAUAAAUGCUACAACUCCUCAAGCCCAGAGCCAACUUCCUGUAUCCUGCAACUGCAGGCUCAGAGUCUCUUAAGGUGGGCUGUUAAGGUGAACCAGCUUUUCACCUUUAAGUGACGAGCUGCUCCUCUGAGUUUUGUUCAGCUUUUAAUAUUUCUUAAUAUUUCCUUUUAACCGAUAGCAUUAAUCAGUUAAAAUUCUUAAUGUCGGUUAACGGUUAAACGUUUAAUUAUUAACAUCCCUGGAAAACAUAAGGAAGUUGACGGGUAAUUAUAGGGUCUGGACAAACACACAAACAGGCUGUAUUUCUUUAAAACCAGCACUCUUAAGUAGCUUUUCCAUGUUGUGUUCACAGUUUGUGAAUCUUUCCCUGCACAAAGCGAAUGUGGUUCCUGGGUUUUGCACAGCGUAAGCAUUCUGGUGGCGACGGUAAAUUCAGCAGUGCUGCGUUCAUGCGACACAAGAAUCCCUGCAAGUUUGUUAUAUUUUGUAGAGCUGCUGUCGUCGGUCAGUGUGUACCAGAGAGAACUAAUGUGAAUUCACUCCAUUUGAAUCCACAUUGUUUGAAGCUGGGCAUCAUGCCAGUGUCCCCCUGAAGGCCUGAUCUGUCCCAACAGGAGACUGUUGAUCACUGAUGAGGAGAGGACAGCCUUAGGCACUGAGACAGCAUGUUUGUUAAUGUUAUGGAUCUGCAUCUGGGUUGGGGGAGGGGUUAGGGGGUUCAGGAAGCACACUUGCAUUGUUAGCCAGAAAACAGCAAAGGUCUGCUUAUAGAUUUAUGUACUGAAUAUGAAUCAGUGAAUCCACACUUGCACUCUCUAUUUUCAAAGUGGGUCUGUUGAUACUUCCUUUUCCCCAAAAUUCAUUUCAGUGGUCUGUGUGGUCACUGUUGGGAAAUCCUCUCCCACUGUAACUUAAUGUCAAAAUGAAUGAACCUCCACCUUAUUACACUUCAGGGACGUCUGGUUCCUGGUAUUUGACCAAAUUCAAACAUUUACUUGCUGCUACGUGAAACCCCUCAAGCGUGGCAUUGCCCAGUAUAGCUUACAGUGCAGCAGCUUACUUCGAGGAUAUUAGUCAUACAUGACUGCAGACAAUGUUAAUGUAAACUGGCCAACUGUAAAUCUGCUUCCUGAAAUACCCCAUAUCUUUAUUUAUCUUUGUUUACAGGCAUUGUUCUGGUUUUAUGGGUUGAUUAAUGAUUACACUGAUGCAAUAAAUGACUACUGCUUUGAUUAGUUUGACAAUGAUUAAGAAUCAAAACAUUUAGUCAAUAGUAGAAUGAUCACAAUCUUCAGAGCCAACGCAAAUUAACUGCUGUCAGUAGUUAAUAUAUAGAUUCUAUAGUGAGUAAUCUUCUUUCUAUAGAAAAAAUGUCAAAUCACAAUAGUUUCCCUUUGACAUGAACUUGAGCAUUGAUUUUUUUUUUUUUAUGUGCAACAUAAUGUCUUCCCCUUGUACAUUUAGGCAAACCUGAGCUGUGUCCCAGUUAUACAAUAUAUACCAAUACAACAUUGUUGGCAGUUACUAGUAUACAAGACAUCAAUGUGGAUUUGAGGUGUACUCUUAACACAUUUUAAAAUGUCAAAUUUAUAAACUUGAAGCUGCAACUAAUCAAUUUCUUUGACAAUGGCUCAGAUGUGUAAUGUGAAAGGGGGUCAUUCGUUACAGAGAGUUUAAGCGUCUUUCGGCUCAUUGUUUUAGUUUUCCGACCCGCAACUCGCCAACCUUGUUUCGAGCAGGCAGCUGUUUAAAAAGAAAGAAAAAAAUAAACUCUCACAGAUGCAGCAUGACAAAAACCGGACUUCACCGGACUUCACAACAUGUACAAUGUGGCUCUGAUGAUCUCUCAAGAGAUGAGAAUUAGAGCACAAAACAGCUCCAAAAACGCAGCUCCUCACAAAAUACUAGAACGUUCUGAGCAUUAGUGUGCAGUCUAACGUUGUUACUGAGAUUGCGCAUAAAUGUCAUAUCUUUUGGAUUCAAAACUUUCUUAAGUUCUUUACAUAGAAAAUAGUCCAUAAGCUGUAAUAGGCAACCAAGAAAGUUGAGAGAACAACUCAGAUUCAUUACAAUCCGUUCACACAUUGGCAAUACAAAGAGAUUAAUACAUGUAAAUUGUUACAUAUAGUACCUUUAAGCUUGUAUUAUUACCACAGACCUUAUUUCAGGCAUCUUAACUAAAAACCCUUUAAAAAAAACAAAAAACAUUGACUUUGAGUUUGCAACUUCUGACACACACUAUAAUAAUCAAUAAGAAAUGCUUACUGGAGACAGGUAUCUGCUAGAGUUAAGUCAUAGAUUAGAAUUCAAAAUAAUACACUGCGUCUGCUGUUUUUAAAGGGUCAGUAAGAGUUAAUACGGCUGAAGACGAGAGUAUGUGGCUGUGCUCUGUGUGUCUGGCUGAGACAUAUGGAACAUAUAGAACACAUAAAACAUAUGGAACAAAGUGUUCGCUGAGUACACUGUGUUCUCUCAGUAAGCGAGCAGAAAUGUCUCCCAGUGUGCAGAGUGUUAUAUUGGCCUGCCAGCUAUUCCACCCUUUGCAUUAAUAAAUAUCUGUUUAGUGUCUAAAAGAGAGAGAGUUGAACAGAAUGCACUCUACUAACAGUGUUUAACAGCAGUGUUAUGGGAUAAAAAUCAUCAUUAUGGGGAGUUUUUCCCCUUUUUUAAGCACACAUUAACACCAAUAGGGUUAUUUUACUCACUGAUUCUGGUACUGAAGGAGUGAUGAAAUAACUGAACACGAAUGAAUCUAGCUUCUGAACCGUGAUGCUUCAACCACAACGGGAUCGACUGUUUUCACAGUGGAAUUAAUUAAAUGUUUUGUCAACAGUCAACAUGUGUCCCUAUGCAAUGUGAAAAAUAUGAAACAGUCUCCCCUUUCUCUAAAGUUAGUUGGUAUGAAGAGUCAGUCGACAGUGUCGGUGCCUUUCAGAGGGGUUUAGCCGACAGACCUGUUCAUGUAUUUAUGCUGUGUGAAGAUGACUUAUGAAGCAGAAAUGAUAUGGUACUGAUGACUGCAAUAAAUGUUGACAUGUAA
This is a messenger RNA of Sebastes umbrosus (honeycomb rockfish), 5502 nucleotides long. It is a transcript of the gene chst6, whose product is annotated as carbohydrate sulfotransferase 6. The transcript has 2 exons. The record is from RefSeq and is a predicted model, not a curated record. Gene Ontology annotation, biological process: sulfur compound metabolic process; carbohydrate metabolic process; N-acetylglucosamine metabolic process. Gene Ontology annotation, molecular function: N-acetylglucosamine 6-O-sulfotransferase activity. Gene Ontology annotation, cellular component: Golgi membrane. NCBI's taxonomy places the organism in Eukaryota, Metazoa, Chordata, Actinopteri, Perciformes, Sebastidae. Bases 355 to 1554 code for a protein of 399 amino acids.